UUAUUUUUCUGAAUAAAAAAGGUAAGCGGGCACAGAUCAUUGGCCGUACUCAAAGCGACAGGAUCUGUCAGAUACUCUGCAUUCAUUCAGCAAGUUGACAGCUUGCAGAAGUGUUGAACGUACGGUUUGAAAUUGCAUCUUUUGUUUUGGGAAUAGUACGCAUCCAUAACGCAUUAUUACUAAGCUGCAUGAUGGCAGGUUUGCUUUCUACGCAAUGCAACUCAACGCUGAGUAAAAUAAAACAUUUGAGGAAUAACCCUGCCCUGUCAGUUCUAACGAGCACUCAUCGUAAAUACAGCAGUAAGGAUGGAGCAGGAUCCGAGUAUCUGCACAAGAGUGUCGUCCCGAGCAUGCACUACCAGAAGAGUUUGCCCAGGUUACCAGUUCCAAAAUUGGAGGAUACAAUACGAAGGUAUUUGGCAGCUCAAAGACCCCUGCUGAAUGAUGAACAGUACAGUAAUACAGAAAAAUUAGCACAGGAGUUCCAGGGUGGUGCUGGCAAGCAGUUACAUGAAGAACUUGUAGCCUUAGACAAGAAAAACAAACACACCAGCUACAUAUCAGCUCCAUGGUUUGACAUGUACUUGUCUGCUCGGGAGUCUAUAGUGCUUAACUUUAACCCCUUCAUGUCCUUUAACCCUGACCCCAAACCCAAAUACAAUGACCAGCUUGUGCGGGCCACCAACAUGGUGUGCUCAGCCGUCCGCUUCAUGAAGACCCUUCGUGCCGGUUUACUGGAGCCAGAGGUGUUUCACCUUAACCCUGCCAAAAGUGACACAGAUAGUUUCAAGAAGCUGAUUCGAUGGGUGCCACCCUCCAUCUCAUGGUUCGGAGCCUACAUGGUGAACGCCUAUCCCCUGGAUAUGUCCCAGUACUACCGCCUCUUUAACUCAACACGUAUACCAAAAUACAAGCGAGAUGAGCUCCUCACAGACGACAGGGGCAGGCACCUGCUCGUAAUGAAGCGAGGAAACUUGUAUGUGUUUGAUGCUCUUGAUCGGGACGGCAACCUGAUCAAGCCUGCUGAGGUUCAAGCUCACCUUAAAUACAUACUUGAAGACACAACACAAGCUCCUCCGUUCCCCUUAGGUGUCCUAACUAGUGAGAAUAGAGACACCUGGGCAGGGUUAAGACAAAAACUACUGGAUGCUGGAAAUGGGGAAGCUCUGCAGUUAGUAGACACUGCUUUGUUUUGCCUGUGCUUGGAUGAGGAGGUGAUGAGAGACCACAUCCACAUCUCCCACAACAUGCUGCAUGGAGACGGCUGCAACCGCUGGUAUGACAAGUCCUUCAGUGUCAUCUUGGCUAAGGAUGGACAGGCAGCCAUAAACUUCGAGCACUCUUGGGGUGAUGGUGUGGCUGUCCUCCGUUUCCAGAAUGAGGUCUUCAAGGACACCACGGAGAAGCCUCUGGUUGGUCCUGGUUCCCAGCCUGCGUCUGUGGACUCGUCUUCAGUGGUGCGCCGUUUAGAGUUCAAGCUUAAUGACGAGUUAAAAACUGGAAUCACAAAAGCCAAAGAAAAUUUCCAGGCUGCCGUAUCAAAGCUCACCAUCGAUGCCAUGGAGUUCAAGAAAGGUGGAAAGGAGCAGCUUAAGAAGAAGAAGCUCAGCCCAGAUGCCAUCGCCCAGCUUGCUUUCCAGAUGGGCUUCCUAAGACAAUAUGGCCAGACGGUCGCCACUUAUGAGUCCUGUAGCACUGCAGCCUUUAAACACGGCCGCACAGAAACCAUCCGUCCUGCUAGUAUCCACACUAAGCAGUGUGCAAAAGCCUUCGUCCAGCAGCCUGGACAGCACAGUGUGGAGCAGUUACUCGGGCUGUUGAAUGAAUGCUCUAAAUACCACGGGCAACUCACAAGAGAGGCGGCCAUGGGUCAAGGUUUUGAUCGCCAUCUUUUCGCCAUGCGCUACCUGGCUAAUUCGAAAGGAAUGGCACUGCCCAGUCUGUACCAGGAUCCUGCAUAUGCUGCCAUAAACCACAACAUCCUGUCCACCAGUACUCUGACCAGCCCUGCGGUCAGUCUGGGUGGGUUUGCUCCUGUGGUGCCUGAUGGUUUUGGAGUGGGUUAUGGAGUUCAUGAUGAAUGGAUCGGGUGCAAUGUGUCCAGCUACCCUGCCAGAGAUGUUCAUGAGUUCCUUAAGUGUGUUCACAAGUCCUUGGAAGACAUUUUUACAGUUCUUGAUGGAAAACCCAUUCAUUGAAAGCACACUUAAUAUGUUGAAGUUAAUUGAAGCACUUAGCAGGCGAACUAAGCUGAAUGUAGAGGAUUUGUGUUUAACACAAUAAUACUAAUGUGUUGAGUCUGUAGUUUAAAUGUAGAGAGUGAAGGUUAGAACUUACAUGCUGUGCACUGUGUGGAAUUGAUAAAUGUGACUGCUCAUUGCUAAGUUCAUGCUAAAUUAAGUGAUGUAAUGAACAAAAAUGUUUAUGGGAGUAUAGAUAAUUUACAUUUACUGCAUUGUGUAACUAUUGCCAUUAAAUUUUCUCCAAAUGAAAAAAAUUUGCAUCAAAAAAGCUGAAAGACCUGUCAUGUGCCUUAUAAGAAACACUGAAAACAAUAGUGAGUGUAAAUAUUGUAACAAAGCUUAAUAAAAUCAUUUCAACGGAUUAAAA
Molecule: messenger RNA, 2610 nt
Organism: Danio aesculapii
Lineage: Eukaryota; Metazoa; Chordata; Actinopteri; Cypriniformes; Danionidae
Gene: cpt2
Product: carnitine palmitoyltransferase 2
Exons: 5
Coding region: 189-2198 (669 amino acids)
Biological process (GO): fatty acid beta-oxidation
Cellular component (GO): mitochondrion
Molecular function (GO): carnitine O-palmitoyltransferase activity
Source: RefSeq, a predicted model, not a curated record